AUGUGGACAAACCCAGAAAAGCUCGUGCCACUCCCAUGGCCGGCAGUUUGGGCAGCCUGGACACCAUCAAGAAAGCACGUGCCUAGUGAACUCCCAGCGGACUCCUAUGGCGGACUCCCAGCAUGGCCUCGCUCUGAUGGUCCCAAAGCCAUUCGCUCCAAAGUGCGGCGACGGGCGCAUGCUGGACAUCCCAAGUCUGGACGUCACGGCGUGGCCGCAGCAGCCAGCGGCACAGUGUCUACGCCCAUCGGAUUGCAGGGGGCACAUCAAAAAGAACAGCCAGAGGCCAAGGUCACGCCUUCCAAGUGGAAGAUGCACGAGGACUUGAUGCAGAAAGGCUUCGAGAGGCUCUCUGAUUUAGAAGCCAGCGGUUUGUUGGAUCAGUGCAUCAGGAUCAGUGAGCGUGCGCUCCGCAGAGUCUUGGAGAGCGCCGACCAGAAGUUUCGACAGCUGGACAUGGAAAAGCCGAAGGUGGCAGGCAUUCUGUCGACCCCUGGCAUCCUUGAGAUCUUUGGUGGUGCAGGUUGGGUUGAGGAAGACUACUGGCUGGUACUGCCGGAGGGCACUCCUUUGGAGUCAGUUCAAAGCACUGCCGAAAAUCCCAACGAGCCAAAGCCUCAGAGACGAGGCGAUGCCACAGUGCCACAGCCUCCAUCGGCGAUGAGGCGUCGCUUCAACCCGUGGGAUGGAAAGCUCUACACCUUCGAGGAGCUGGAGAAGUGCCUCAACAAGGCGGACUUGACCUUGGCCGAGAUCCAGGCUUUGGGGAGUCCUACGAGUCGAGACGACAGGGAAGUAUCGGAAAUGCUCCUCAGUGUCAGCAGCUGGUGCAUGUGCUCUGUCGGGAUGAUCGUUUUCAACAAGCUGGCUGUGGUGCAUUUCCCUGCAGUAUGCGUCCUGGUUGCUCUGCAGAUGGGAUACUGCUGCCUGGUCCUGCUUUGUUUUGCUUGGAAGUGGAUUCACUUUGGAUCAAUCAACGACGUGCUGCGCUGGUCCAUGGUGACGCCGUUUUUCAGCGGCGUGUUGCUCACCUCAAUGCUGUCACUGAAGCAUGCAUCCAUGUCGCUGUUGGUGGUUCUGCGAUGCCUGUCUCCCAUUGCCAGCCUCGUGGUGGAAAGCUUUUACCCUCACCCGAUACAGGUGAAUGCUGCCAUGUUGGUCUCCAUUUUCAUGAUGCUGGUAGGAGCCACGCUGUACGUCUCAACGAUGCCCCAGGAACACUUCGUUGGGCUGGGCUGGGCGUUGAUCAACACGUUUCUGGCUGUGGGCGAUCGGCUGCUGCAGCGCUUGAUGUUGGCGAAGGAUCAGCACCCCGUGGACAUCUCCAAGGCUGGGGUUACCUUGCUGAACAAUUUCUUCGGCCUGGUUACUGUGCUCUUCUGCGCUCACAUCACCCACGAGUGGGAGACUUUACCCCAACUGUCUAACCUCCAAGGCCUCAGCGUCAUAUGGAUCUUCGCCAGUUGCAUCGUGGGCGUGGGCAUCAGCUUCACAGGUAUUUGGUGCCAAAGUCUCAUCAGUGCCACCAGUUUCUUGGUCCUGAUCAACGUGAACAAGUUCUUGAUCAUCGGCAUAGAGGCCAUCUUCAUGUCCCUCAAUGUCGUGCAGGUUAUGGGUGCGUUGGUCGCCAUCCUUGGAGGGGUCACCUAUGGCAAGGCUCAAGAGGCACUAAGUGAGAGGGAUCCGAGGGAAGCGGCACCACUGGCACCAAAGAGCAUUGGGCUCAUCGAUGCCGGCCACUCACCCAGAAGGUGGGGUAUGAGCCCCGGGUGUUUACAAUUGCUGAUCUCUUGCUUCUGCUUGCUUCUAGACUUGCAGGAUUUGAUGGAAGGGGCUGCGAUUGGUGGACCAGAGGUCCCUGUCGUCUCAGAACCGCAGGUAGAAGCCUGGCAAAAGAUCUGGAAGAUCCAAUCCAUCAAUCGCAUGUGGACCUCUGCCGAUCUGGCGCACGUCCAUGCGAUCAGUGGUGCCGUCUAUCUGGCAUUAGGCGCUGCAGUUCUGCUGGAUACCUCCAUGGCGGAUCUCAUGAUUCUCAACGGGAAUAGCUGGGUGCCGGCCUUGAUGAAGUUUCUGGCCCUGGCGGCUGGAGUUUUGAAUGCCCUCAGUGGUCUCCAGCCAAGCCUCCUGGGAUCGUUGGGGGCCUUAGGAGAUCCGAAGAGCGGCAGAUGGCAAUGGCAAUGGCGCAGCGAUGUGCUGAAACUCCUGGGGUUUGGAAAAAAGGGCGAUGUGAAGACUGGCGGGUUCUUGAAUGCAGCUGCAUUCUACAUGGUGUUGGCGUAUCAAGCCGCUCGUGCUGUGUGGCCAGAGCUAGCCAUCUUGGAUCCCAUUGCUGGAGGGGUCACCCUGCUGCUGGUGGCACAUCAGGCCUUUAUCCUGAACUGCUGGGUCCAGAGUGGUCAGAUGCAUCGUGUGGAUGCGUUCCUGGUCCCUGGCAUCUUCAAUCUUCCGGUAUCUUUGCAUUUGCUCGUGGGCAGCCAGGCGUGGUGGGAAGAGUUGUGCAGUCGAUAUGAUGCCUGGCCAGAGUUCUUCUUCUCGGGCAACUUUGCAGUCGCCUGGGCUUGCUCUUUGGCACAGAAUCAGCGGCGGAUUCGAUGGGGCAUUGAUGGGCAUUGCAAGCUUCCACCAGUCAGAAUUACAGAAGCUCUGCAGACAUCUGCAGACUGCGCCAUGGUGACACUGGUGCUGUCGCUGUAUGAGAGGAGGGUUAUCAGUUUGGAGCUGCGUAGCUUGUUGAUGCUGACCUUCCCAGCGGUGGUUUUCCUCACAGCCGGUGCCCCAGUGAAGGGGCUCUGCCACUGGAACCCUGGAGUGAGCCAUGGCAGUGUCGUCCUUCUCCGCGCUUCGGUUUUGUUGCCACACGCGCUGGAUGAGAAUCUUUGGCUGCUGGUGACACUGAACCCAUGA
This is a messenger RNA of Cladocopium goreaui, 2904 nucleotides long. The record is from the annotation of a GenBank genome assembly. NCBI's taxonomy places the organism in Eukaryota, Dinophyceae, Suessiales, Symbiodiniaceae.